Molecule: messenger RNA, 2172 nt
Organism: Scylla paramamosain (green mud crab)
Lineage: Eukaryota; Metazoa; Arthropoda; Malacostraca; Decapoda; Portunidae
Product: solute carrier family 49 member 4 homolog
Exons: 11
Coding region: 613-2076 (487 amino acids)
Biological process (GO): transmembrane transport
Cellular component (GO): intracellular membrane-bounded organelle; membrane
Molecular function (GO): transmembrane transporter activity
Source: RefSeq, a predicted model, not a curated record
CAGAUGAGAACUACCAAACCAGUCACGCAAUGCUAUUAUCACCCGCCACGCUCAGACCCAUCGGGACCCUUCAUUACUUCCCGUGCCAGUGAGUCACAUAACACACACGAACUGAUCCAAAUGCGUGAAAAGAAGUUGAAGAAAAACAUAAAUACUAGCAGACUUGAGAGACAGGAGGUGGCACGUUGAACUGGGACACAAACAGUGGGGACCUUGUAUCAGAGAGCGUCUGAGCGAGAGAGAGGCAGGGAGCGGGUGAGGUUUGUGUACCAACUUCGCCACUGACGUGAGUGUGUGUUUGGAGAGUGGUGGUGGUGUGCCAGCGGGGACGAACUCAGCUGGAAGACAACAUAGGUUUCUCUACCUGCGCAGUUCAUCUUAGUGUGGGGAGGAUUACACAGAUAGACCUUGAGCAGCGCUACAAAAGAAUCGCCACACGAGUUGAAGCCGCCGAGGACGCUGCAGGGCUGCAAGGUCGAGGAAUUUGCUACUUGAGAUAAUUACCAAGGUUACUGAAAAAGACAGGUGUGGAGCAGUUGCAACCUUUACGGCGUCUCUGUGGCUUUUACUGCGUGUGUUGGUCGGUGGUUUGACUCAGCAUUCUAAUCCAUAAUGAUCCUGGACCCCGAUGACUAUUAUGGAACUACCGACGAAAACAAGGAAGCGGAAACUGGACUUCUUCACGAAGAGCCUGAUGAAGAAUGGGGUUUUGAGAGAGAGAAAGCCCCUCGUCGCCAGUACCUGUAUGCGGAGAACCGCAGGACGGAAUAUGAACACCGAGAUGUGGUGAUCAAAACUUACAAGUCAAGAUUUUGGAUACUUUUCCUAGCUGCAUUUCUGUGCUGGAUUCACACAUUACAAUGGAGCAUGUGGGGGCCCAUCAGUGAAAGCAUGAAUGCUGCCUUCCCGGGCUGGGAUCCCUCCACCGUGGCUCUCAUGGUCAACUGGGGCACCAUCAUGUACAUGCUGUGUGUGGUGCCGCUGUGCUGGGGAAUGCAGCGAUACGGGCUGCGGGCGGGCGUGCUCACCAGCGCCACCUUCAUGGCCAUUGGCACCGGCAUCCGCUGCUUCACCAGGCAAACUCCCACCUUCACCAUUUUGGCCCACAUUUGUGCAAUAUUGGUUGGCGGCGCCAGCGCUCUUGCCCUCACAACUCCAAUGGUCAUCGCCAACGACUGGUUCCCUCAAAGUGAAAGAACAACAGCAACUGCAAUAAUCCUUGGUCUCAGUCAACUGGGUUCACUCGGCAGCUACCUGGAGCCAACAUUUGUUCGCCUCCCUGGCCCUGGAGUUACGAAGGACGACAUUCAGCAGGAUGUGAUGCACCUUUUGUAUGCAGGAGCCAUCAUGUCGGCAGUGUUACUAUUGGCUUUCCUGGUUUAUUAUCCUUCCAAGCCACCAAAGCCUCCUUCCUUAUCGUCCACAACGGAGAGAGUUGAAUUCAUCCCAGGUCUGGCAUCUGUUAUCAGAAACAAGAAGCUUCUCCUUAUGGUGGCCAUAUACGGUAUAUUUGUGGGUCCACCAAUUGCUUGGACCACUGUGCUAAACUUCUCUGUUCUGCCACUUGGAUUUCAUCAGGACAAGGCAAUGUGGAUGGGAGUUACUGCUGUGAUAGUGUCCGGCUUGGCGCCAAUCGUUGCAGGGCGCUUCAAUGACCUGCUGCAGGGCCACAUAAAGACCCUGCUGAUCACCCUCAUGCUGGGCACCACGGCCUUCUCAUAUUGGUUUCUCCUGCUGUCAUAUGGCAUCUUGGAAGUGACCGAGUGGCAAGUAUAUGUCUCUGUUAUUGGUAUCUGUGCUUGCAAUUACGCUGCCAUGCCUCUGUUCUUCGAAGUGGCAGUGGACAUUGCCUUCCCAAUCUCUGACAUCCUGGUGAUGGGAGUGAUGACAGCUGCUGACUGCCUUGCCAGUACCAUCUUCCUCACUGCCUACAGCAUUCCCAACGCCGGAUAUCAAUGGAUUACCUACACACUGACCUUCACAUCUGGCAUUGGCAUCAUUCCUCUGCUGUUCCUCAAGUUUGACAGCACCAGGGCUCUUAUUGACAACCAAAUAAACUCUGCACAUCAUAUAUAAAUUACAUCUGUUAGUUUUUUUAUUUCAUUUUUUUUCUUACUGCAUUCACUUUUAUAAUUUCAGAUUCGUCUGUAAGAAAUAAAAGUCAACCAUAUA